Messenger RNA from Acaulospora morrowiae, 1503 nucleotides. The record is from the annotation of a GenBank genome assembly. Lineage: Eukaryota; Fungi; Glomeromycota; Glomeromycetes; Diversisporales; Acaulosporaceae.
AUGACUUCACCACUUCCUGCUGAUUGCCUCCGAGAAAUUUUCGAAAUCUUUCAGGAUGACAUGUUCACCCUGCACUCUUGCAUACUUGUCAACCGACUUUGGUGCGAAGUUGCCGCCCCCUUAUUUUGGAGAAAGACUGUAAAUCUACGGCUAGCCGGUGACCAAACGAUAGGUUCCCUGUUUCGAACCUGGAUAUCCUGUCUUCCGGAGGGAUCGAAAAGGACGCUCUCAGAUCAUGGAAUCAUAAUAACAUCUCCGACCACUCAUCCGCCAUUAUUCGAUUAUCCCGGAUUUUGUCGGUCGCUCUCCUAUGGUGAUGUAUUGACCAUUAUCAACACUGCCAUUGGUCAACGUCAAAUCGGUGGUUCAAGGAAUUUAUACAACAAGCAUUUGAUCAAGCAAGAGCUCUUCAAGGUGUUUGUCAGUCAUUGUCCAACGAUUGAUUUUCUGGACAUCUCCGAAUCCACGCAAUUUGAUUUACCAUUGCCUUACUUUCCCGGUGCCGAAAUUUGCUUUUCGAAACUUCGCAAAUUACACUGCAAUUCUUCGACUCCACCAUGGAUGUUCUACCGAAUGGCACAAAUUUGCAGAAAUCUAGAGACCUUGGUUUGCAUGCAUACCCCGAUAGAUAACGAUGGUCUGGCUACCCUGAUCGAAGUACAGUGUAAUUUGCAACGAUUGGAGUUUCACACACGCACAGAGAUCUGCGGUCAAAAACCCUGUCCAAGUAUCGAACGUGCUCUACGAUCAUGCACGGAUUCUUUGGUUCAUUUAAGCCUAAGAGGUGAUUACAUGAACAUUCCAGCGGCCGCGAUUUCAGAGUUUGAUAAUUUAAAAAUACUCGAUCUCCAUUUCUCUGGUAAUAUUAACAAGGAGAUAUUGGAGAAUUUGGAGUUCAACGCCUUUCCGCAACUAGAGGUUCUAAGAAUGGGUGGGAAUCUUGCCCCAUUGGAGAUGAUACAAAGACUAAUUCGAAGAACCGGAGGAAACCUUAAGGUUGUUUCCUUGUAUGGAUGGGAUAUUCCAAAGGAGGAAAUUGUGCGAAAAUUUAACAAUGACAUCAUCCCAAAAUUUUGUCCAAAACUUCAAUGCUUGACAACUUGGUGCACCGAAAAAAAUUUCAAGGAUAUAGAAAGCAUCCUGUGUGCUUGCCCUCAUCUAGAAGCUCUGUCUCUGAGAAGCCUUCCGAUAGACGGAUACGGCAUUUGGUCACAGGUUGAUGGUGAUCCUUUGUUCCAACUAUUGGCAAACAAGGCUCCGGAAAAUUUUUCUAAAUUAAGAAUAGGAGGCGAGUGGAGCUUCGGUCCUCAAGCAUUGGCAACUUUUCUAUCGAUCAGGAAGAUAAAGGAAAAAUCAUUUACAUUAUGUGUUUGUGAUUGCUAUGACGAAGCCGACGCCUUAAUUGAGGUCACACCUAAACACGAUGAAGUUAUAAAUAAUUAUAGAGAAUGUGGAAUAUUAAAAUACAAGUAUGAGUUUGAAUUCAUUGGUGAAUUCGAUUAA